Chlorocebus sabaeus (green monkey) is the source of this 1217-nucleotide messenger RNA. The record is from RefSeq and is a predicted model, not a curated record. Lineage: Eukaryota; Metazoa; Chordata; Mammalia; Primates; Cercopithecidae.
CUCUGAUUUUAUUUAUUUGAGUGUUCUCACUUUUUACUUCAGUAUUCUUGCUAAAAGUUCAUCAAUUUUCUUUUUUCUUUUCAAAUACCAAUUAUUUUUUUUAUGUUUUAAAUUACUUCUCAGUCUCUAUUGCAUUUAUUUCUGUGCUGAGGUUUAUUAUUUUCUUCUUUCUAUUAAUUUUGAUUUUAUUAUUUCUUGCUUUUACAGAAGUGAACGUUAUCAUUUAGUUACAAUUUUAGGUUAAACUUAAGAACUAAUCAAUAUUAAAUUAAUUUUUGUUUUUACUUCUACCAGCAGUUCAAGGUGUACUAAAGAUAAAAAAAAAUCAAUCGUCCAAAGUUCAAAGUCUUAGUACAUAAUUGGUGAGGAGCUUGCACUUUGGUUUACAAAAUCUUUAGAUUCUUAGCUUUCAACUGCGUUUUCAAAGAGCCCAUCAAUGGAUCUCUUCAUCAUCCUGGUGAUUUGUCUUUCUUGUCUGAUUCUUCUUUCUCUGUGGAACCGAAGCUAUGCCAAAGGGAAGCUUCCACCUGGCCCAACUCCUCUCCCCAUUAUUGGAAAUAUUCUACAGUUAAAUACUAAGAACAUCAGCAAAUCCAUAAGAAUGCUAGCAAAAGAUUAUGGCCCUGUGUUCACUGUUUAUUUUGGCAUGAAGCCCACCGUGGUGUUGCAUGGAUACAAAGCAAUUAAGGAAGCACUGAUUGAUCAGGGAGAAGUAUUUUCUGGCCGAGGGAGUUUUCCAGUGAUAGAAAAAGUUACCCAAGGAUUCGGAGUUGUUUUGAGCAAUGGAGAAAGAUGGAAGCAAAUCCGACGUUUCUCUCUCAUGGUUUUGAGGAAUAUGGGGAUGGGGAAGAAAACAAUUGAAGACCGAAUUCAAGAGGAGGCCUUGUGUCUGGUGGAAGCAUUAAAAAAAACCAAUGGUGUUUAUUUCAUCAUAUAAUUAACACUAAUAGUUUGGGUAGAACAAAUGGUAUUGUAAAUAGACUACAAAAUAUGAUGAUGGCUGAAGUAUCAUAGUUUACUUUUUGCUCAUGUAACAGUAAUUAGGAGGUGAAGUGUUUGGAAUAACAGUCUUUUUAGGUACCAGGUUAAUUGGGCUUUGAUGUCUUCAGCAAAUGUCUUUCAAUAUCAUCAAUGGUUCAUAUCUCUGUGUGAUACAGGAAGGAGAAAAGAGCAAGUUAAAAAAGCAAUGCCCGGGCCGGGCGCGUGGCUCAAGCCUG